UGUGGGACUUAAGCCCAAACUCUAAUUUAUUCUGUAGGUGCUUAGCUGAAAUAGUCCCCUCCAGAGUGAUGUAAAGGACUGUGCAGGUAAAUCUCAUGAAUCUUGUUUUUUUAUUUAUUUUUUUGACAAACAGAUUGGCUGCUGCUCUGAUGAAGCCCACCUCCCGUCUUUCCCUCCACCAACAAUUUCUCCUUUUCUUCUUCUGCAGCUAUCCGCCUAAUUCCACCUCAGAAUGGAUGACUGUUUUCUUUAUUUCUGCCUGCCCAUGUUGAGCCGGGAGAUUAGAGCAAUCAGAUUAGGAGUGCUGCUGACCUGCAGGCAGAGCGAGCGAGCAGCUCUGAGUCUUUCGAAGCUCAUUUUGACUGCUUAAUGUUUCCACUACUUCAGCAUCUUUUCUUUUUCUUAUUUUUUUUUUUUUGGGAACCUGUUUCUCUCCUGAUGUUGUUUGACUUUAUCUUUUGAUAAAAGGUGCAUCACAGUUGGAUGACCCCCUCCAGGGGUUGAGCUGCAGAGCGAUGAACAGAGGCUCUCAGAUCCGCCUGUUACUGUGGAAAAACUGGACUCUCCGCAAAAGACAAAAGAUCCGCUUCCUGGUGGAGGUCUUCUGGCCGGUGUUGUUGUUCGUCGGGCUCGUGUGGUUGAGGAAGGCCAAUCCACUGUACCAACAACAUGAGUGUCACUUCCCCAACAAGGCCAUGCCUUCGGCAGGGAUUCUCCCCUGGAUCCAGGGAAUCUUUUGCAACGCCAACAACCCCUGCUUCAGAUAUCCAACCCCGGGAGAGUCCCCGGGCAUUGUUUCCAACUAUAACAACUCAGUGCUUGCACGGUUCUACGUGGACAUCCAGGAGCUUCUGUUCGAUCAGACGGAAGUUCAGCAGCUUGGCAGGCUUUGGCGUGACAUCACAUCCUUCUCUAACCUCAUGGAUACUUUACGCAACACCCCCUCUGUGGUUGCAGGCCGCGGCCUGAAAGUUGGUGACGUUCUGAAGGAUGACGAGGUUUUAACGGCUUUCCUGUUACGAGACGCCGGCCUCUCGGAGUCCGUGGUUCACCAGCUCGUAAACGCGCAGAUACGCCUGGAGCAGUUUGCGUUUGGAGUCCCAGACCUGCAGCUGAAGAACAUAGCAUGCAGCCAGGCUCUGCUGGAGCGUUUCAUCAUCUUCCCCAGUCGGAUGGGACUCCAUGGGGUGCGAAACGCCAUGUGUGCCCUCAGCCAGCAAAGGCUGCAGAAGAUAGAGGACAUCCUCUACGCCAACCUGGACUUUUUCAAGAUUUUUGAACUGCUGAUGAAACGGGAGAGUUCAAAGGAGCUCCUGAAGGUGGUGUCCUCUUUGUUCCGAGCCGGAGGUCCUUCCUCCUUCACCCAGCUGAUGUCCAGUGUGUCCAACCUGUUCUGCGGAUACCCAGAGGGAGGGGGGUCCAGGGUCCUGUCCUUCAACUGGUACGAGGACAACAACUAUAAGGUGUUUCUGGGGGUCAAUGGCAGCAAGAGUCACAACUACGUCUAUGACGACACCGUCACUCCCUUUUGCAAUUCCCUGAUGCAGGCCCUGGAGUCCAACCCCGUCACAAAGAUUGUGUGGAAUUCAGUCAAACCCCUGCUGAUGGGAAAGAUCCUGUACACGCCCGACUCCCCGGCCGCCCGCAAGAUAUUAAAGAGUGCCAACACUACAUUUGAGGAGGUGGAGAGGCUCCAGAACAUGGCCAAGGCCUGGGAGGAGGUGGGACCUCAGCUCUGGGCUUUCUUCCACCGCAGCGUUCAGAUGAACAUGAUCAGGGACACGCUGCGGAACCCAACAGUGAUGCAUUUCAUGGACAACAGUUUGGCUGACACGGACCUCACCACCAACCAUAUCCUUAACUUUCUGCACAACGGACCAGAUGACCAGAGGGAGGCGGGAAUGCCCAACUUUGACUGGAGGAACAUUUUUAACGUCACGGACCAGACUGUCCGCAUGCUCAACCAAUACGGGGAGUGCGUUAGUCUGGAUAAGUUUGUGGCCUACACGGAUGAGGCCCAGAUGAUCCAUCAGGCCUUGCACUUGCUAGAGGAGAACAAGUUUUGGGCCGGCGUGGUCUUCAUGGACAUGUACCCCUGGACCUCAACUGUCCCCCGGCACACCAAGUACAAGAUCCGGAUGGACAUCGAUGCGGUGGAGCGGACCAACAAAAUCAAAGACAGGUACUGGGAUCCUGGUCCCAGAGCGGAUCCCGUGGAGGACCAGCGAUACAUCUGGGGCGGCUUUGCUUACCUGCAGGACAUGAUUGAACACGGGAUCCUAAAACUCCACACAAGCAACGAUCGACCACUCGGGGUCUACGUCCAGCAGAUGCCGUAUCCGUGUUACGUGGACGACCUCUUUAUGAUCACCCUGAACCGCUGCUUCCCCAUGUUCAUGGUGCUGGCCUGGAUCUACUCCGUGUCCAUGACCGUGAAGAGCAUCGUGCUGGAGAAGGAGCUGCGCCUCAAAGAGACCCUCAAAGCCAUGGGGGUCGACAGCGGGGUCAUUUGGUACACCUGGUUCAUCGACAGCUUCAUCAUGAUGACUGCGAGCACGGCCCUGCUGACAGCCAUCAUAAUGGGCGGGAAAGUCCUGAAUUACAGCGACCCGCUCCUCGUCUUCUUCUUCCUGCUGACUUUCACCGUGGCCACCAUCAUGCAGUGCUUCCUGAUGAGUGUGUUCUUCAACAAGGCCAACCUGGCAGCCGCCUGCAGUGGAAUCAUCUACUUCACCCUCUAUCUGCCACACAUUCUUUGUUUCGCCUGGCAGGACCGCAUCACCACCAACAUCAAACUGGCAGCAAGCUUACUGUCUCCGGUGGCCUUUGGCUUCGGGACCGAGUACCUGUCGCGGUACGAGGAGCAGGGUUUGGGUCUGCAGUGGAACAACAUCCAGACCAGCCCGUUAGAAAAAGACACUUACUCCUUCCUCACCUCCAUCCUCAUGAUGGUGUUCGACGCUGUCCUCUACGCGAUCCUGGCCUGGUACCUGGACAACGUGUUCCCAGGACAGUACGGCAUCGGCCGGCCGGUCUACUUCCUGCUCCAGCCCUCAUAUUGGCAGAGACCAACCUCUUCACUAAGAGAAACGUCUGAUCAAGAUUCCAAGAAACCAGAACCAGGGAACCAGGAGUUGGAUGUUGAGAGCAGAACUACGCCAGAGACGUACGCCUGUAACGGUUCGGCCAGCAAGAAAACCUGCAAACACCAAAGUAAGAGGGAUCAACUGGAGCGGGAAAAGGAGCUGCUGAAGCUGCAAGAGGAGAGUCCAAACCAGGAAGUGGAGGGUCAGGAUCCUGGAACAGAAAGCCAGUUGUUCUUUGAGCCCGACCCUGUGGACCUGGUUCUGGGGGUUCAGAUUCAGAAUCUGGUGAAAGUGUUUGACAGAAGUGCUCGUCCAGCGGUGAACUGCCUCAGCAUCAACUUCUACGAGAAUCAGAUCACGUCCUUUUUAGGGCACAACGGAGCGGGGAAAACGACAACUCUAUCUAUCUUGACAGGUCUGUACCCCCCCACAUCUGGCACCGCCUUCAUCAAUGGGAAAAACAUUAAAACAGACAUUGACGUCAUCCGCACGUCCAUGGGGAUGUGUCCGCAGCACAACAUUCUCUUCAACCACCUCACGGUGGAAGAGCACAUCCUGUUCUACUCGCUGCUGAAGGGUCGGACUCAAGAGGAGGCGGAGCUAGAGGUGGAGAGCAUGCUGCUGGACCUGGGCCUGCCUCACAAGAGAGACGAGGAGGCUCAGAACCUCUCAGGUGGCAUGCAGAGGAAACUCUCUGUGGCCAUGGCGUUUGUGGGCGGGGCGAAGGUCGUCAUUCUGGAUGAACCGACCUCGGGCGUGGAUCCGUAUUCUAGAAGAUCCAUUUGGGACCUCCUGCUGAAAUACAGAACUGGGCGCACGGUGAUUCUGUCCACGCACCACAUGGACGAGGCCGACCUGCUGAGCGACCGCAUCGCCAUCAUCUCCAAAGGACAGCUGUACUGCUGCGGCUCCCCGCUCUUCCUCAAGAACUGCUUCGGCGUCGGUUUCUAUCUGACGCUCGUUCGCCGCAUGAAGGACCUCAGGAAGAGAGAGAACGAAUGCGACUGCGCCUCAGACUGCUCGUGUUCCUGCUCCAUCUGCACCAAAUACAAAGAUCAGUCUCAGAACCAGCUGCAGCAGCUGGACAGGGUUCUGGAUGGGGACGUGGACAGCAUCACCACACUCAUCCACCAUCACGUCCCUGAAGCGAAGCUGAUCGAGACCAUCGGACAGGAGCUGACCUACCUGCUGCCCAACAAAGGCUUCAAGCAUCGAGCCUAUGCCAGCCUGUUUCGGGAGCUGGAGGAGACGCUCUCAGACAUGGGGCUGAGCAGCUUCGGCAUCUCUGAUACGUCACUGGAGGAGAUAUUCCUAAAGGUCACAGCAGAAGGAGAAGCAGCAAAUAAUGCCACCACUGCUGAGCAGUGGAUGUUACAGGGAAGACAGAAUGGCAGCAGAGUUGGUGUAGGAGGAGACGAAGAACAAAACGGCGUGAACCACACACCUGACAGCAGUGCAGGAAAAGCCUCCAGGCAGGUGAAAGGUGUCGCUCUGACCCUGAAGCAGUUCCACGCUCUGCUGGUGAAGAGAUUCCACCACUCCAUGAGGAGCCAGAAGGACUUCCUGGCACAGAUUGUCCUUCCUGCCAGUUUUGUCUUCAUAUCUCUGAUCUUCACCCUGAUUGUUCCUCCGUUUGGAGAAUACCCCAGCCUGACUCUGACCCCGUGGAUGUACGGGCAGCAGUUCACCUUCUUCAGCAACGAGCAUCCAGCUGACCCCAGAAUGAAACACUUCAUAGAUCGGUUGUUAACCUGGCCCGGCCUGGGCACACGAUGCAUGGAGGGAGAACCGUUAGGGAUGCCCUGCAACGCCAGCAUCUCAGAGUGGGAGCAGCCCGACGUCUCCUCUGUGGUCCUGAACAUCCUACAGAGUCCUGAGUGGAACCAGCGGAACCCGUCACCUUCCUGCCAGUGCAGCACCGAUAAGAAGCUCACCAUGAUGCCCAUCUGUCCCAUCGGCGCUGGGGGCCUGCCCCCCCGGCAGCGAGUGGAGGCCACGGGAGACAUCAUGCUGGAUCUGACUGACCGGAACAUCUCGGACUUUCUGGUCAAAACUUAUCCCAGCCUCAUCAGAACCAGUUUGAAGAGUAAAUACUGGGUGAACGAACAAAGGUACGGUGGUCUCUCGGUUGGUGGACAACUUCCUGUCCUGGACCUGAACCUUCAAGACGUCCAGAGUGUUUUCUAUCAACUGGGACGAAUGCUCAACAUAACAGGGGGUCACUUCAGCAGACUUACACUGAGGGAGUUUGGUACAUUUUUGCGAUACAUGGAGAGUGAGUUUAAUGUAAAGGUAUGGUAUAAUAACAAAGGCUGGCACUCCAUGGUAGCCUUCAUGAAUGUGGCAAAUAAUGCAAUCCUGCGAGCCCACCUUCCUCCGUCUGCCAGACCUGUUGAGUUUGGGAUCACCGCCAUCAACCACCCACUGAAUCUGACAAAGGAGCAGCUUUCAGAAGUCACCGUGUUGACCACGUCCGUCGAUGCCGUGGUGGCAAUCUGUGUUAUUUUUGCCAUGUCCUUCAUCCCUGCCAGCUUUGUCCUCUACCUCAUUCAGGAGCGAGCGACCAAAGCCAAACACCUGCAGUUUGUCAGUGGGGUCAGUCCACUGGUUUACUGGGUGACCAACUUCUUCUGGGACAUGAUAAACUAUUCUGUCAGCACUGCCAUGGUGGUUGGUAUUUUCAUGGCUUUUGAUAAGAAAUGUUACACAUCUCAAACUAACCUGCCAGCACUAAUAGCUCUGCUGCUUCUGUACGGGUGGUCUGUGACACCCAUGAUGUACCCCAUGUCCUACAUCUUCAGUAUCCCGAGCACUGCCUACGUGUCCCUGUCCUGCAUCAACCUCUUCAUCGGCAUCAACAGCAGCGCCAUCACCUUCAUUCUGGAACUUUUUGAAAACAAUCGGUCUCUGCUGACGUUCAAUGAGUGGCUGAAGAAAUGCCUGCUGGUGUUCCCUCACUUCUGCCUGGGCCGCGGCCUCAUCGACAUGGCCAUGAAUCAGGCCGUCACCGAUGUUUACGCCAGGUUCGGUGAAGAGUACACAAUGGACCCUUUCCGGUGGGACUUUGUGGGGAAAAACAUUGCUUUCAUGGCGGUGGAAGGUUUUGUGUACUUCAUUCUCAAUCUCCUGAUCCAGUAUCGAUUCUUCUUGGACCAUUGGUUAUCGGACUACAAACAGGUUUCAGUGGAAGAUGAGGAUGAUGAUGUGGCAGCGGAGAGGCAGAGGAUUUACAACGGAGGGAGCAAGACGGACAUUCUGCAGAUCAGAGAUCUCUCUAAGACGUACGUGGGCAGAGAGAGGGCAGCUGUAGACCGGAUUUGUGUGGGAGUCCCUGCAGGAGAGUGCUUUGGUCUUCUGGGAGUAAAUGGGGCUGGAAAGACGACAACAUUUAAAAUGCUCACAGGUGAUGCUGAUGUCAGCUAUGGAGAAGCUACUGUGGCUGGCUACAGCAUCCUGACAGAGAUCCUCGACGUGCACCAAAACAUGGGCUACUGCCCCCAGUUUGAUGCCAUUGAUGAGCUCCUUACCGGCAGGGAGCAUCUCUACCUUUACGCUCGGCUCAGAGGGGUACCCGAGUCAGAGAUCCCCAGAGUGGCAGAGUGGGGCAUCCAGAAGCUGGGUCUGACAGAAUAUGCCGGCUGCUGUGCAGGGACGUACAGCGGAGGCAACAAACGCAAACUCUCUACAGCCAUCGCCAUGAUUGGCUGCCCAGCCCUGGUGCUCCUGGAUGAGCCCACGACGGGGAUGGACCCUCACUCUCGGCGCUUCCUGUGGAAGGCCAUCAUGAGUAUCAUCCAGGACGGCAGGGCCGUGGUGCUGACGUCACACAGUAUGGAGGAGUGUGAGGCUCUGUGCACUCGACUGGCCAUCAUGGUCAAUGGGACCUUCAAAUGUCUCGGGACCAUCCAGCAUCUCAAAUACAAAUUUGGUGAUGGCUACGUAGUGACCAUGAAAAUCAAGGCAGCUAAAGCAGGCUCGUCCCCGGAGCUGGAGCCCGUGGAGAGCUUCAUGGAGAACUCUUUCCCCGGCUGCGUUCAGCGGGAGAAACACUACAACACCCUGCAGUACGAAAUCGCCUCGUCCUCCCUGGCCAGGAUCUUUCAGCUGGUGGUGGCCAAUAAAGACAGGCUCAACAUCGAAGACUACUCUGUUUCCCAGACAACACUGGACCAGGUGUUUGUCAACUUUGCCAAGCAACAGACAGGCGAGGACGAAGACGUCACGUUACGCAGACGAAAAGCACGUUCAAGAAAAGACGUCAAGAUCUCGCCGGCAAGGAGAAAAACAUGAACCCCCUCAUCUCCGCUCAAACACACCAAUACAGAUGAUGACAGACUCUUUUCAUACGUUGCUUACCAACAGGUUUUUUUUUGUUAUUUUUUUGGACAUAGUAAGGCCGUUUACCUGCCAAAAAUGAUGGUUAGAGCCGCGAUUUUUACAGCUUCAAUCAAAUCUAAAAGCCUUUGGCUACAAAUGAGAUCCAUUUGCUCUGAUAUAUACAGUAUAUAUACUUAUGUGUCACUCUGAACAGCAGAGACAUGUAAACAGUGAGAAUGUCUGCUCAGACUGAUGGGUUGUAUAAACAUGUACAUACUGAAUGAGGAAUGAAUAUUUAAGCCCCUAGAGAGGAUUAUUAUUUUUUGUUCAAAUUACAAUGCAGUUUUAUUUUAUGUUUAAAUCAAUGCUGUCAAGCUGAAUGCAAACUGUGUUUACUACUGCUUCUGUUCUUUUGAGUCGUUACGCAUUAAAAUAUUUAUUUACCGCGUUUCGUACAUUA
Molecule: messenger RNA, 7863 nt
Organism: Austrofundulus limnaeus
Lineage: Eukaryota; Metazoa; Chordata; Actinopteri; Cyprinodontiformes; Rivulidae
Gene: abca4b
Product: ATP-binding cassette, sub-family A (ABC1), member 4b
Biological process (GO): transmembrane transport; lipid transport
Cellular component (GO): membrane; intracellular membrane-bounded organelle
Molecular function (GO): ABC-type transporter activity; ATP binding; ATP hydrolysis activity
Source: RefSeq, a predicted model, not a curated record